AUGGACUUCGAUUUUGAUAAAAAGCUUGCCGAUAUCGAUUUCAGUCAACUUGGGGCUGAGGAUAUCCAUAAAAUGCUCAAAAAGUAUAUCGAUUCGAUUGAACUGCCAAGUAUUACUCCUGAUAUGUUUCUCGCUAUUGUUAAGAAGUUUGUUUAUAGAACGGUAGGUUUUGGUUGCGAAUAUCUUAUAAAAAUAAUUCACAAAGUCAACUUACAGAUGAUCAAUAGAGUGUUCGAAUACGAAUUGAUGUAUAUGGAAAGAAAGUCGUUAGAUGUUCAAAAAGGGAUGGAGUUUUGCAAAGAAUUGUUUGACCAUUCUCCAGAAAUGUCUGAUUAUUUCACAUCACCUGAAGAAUUGAUGCAAGAUAUCUACAGAUUCUUGAAAAUGCCACAAAAUUCAUCAUUUUUGGGAAUGAAAGAUUCUCUUAAUCUUUUGGCUAACUUAUCUGCUAUCAAAUCACAAAAGGAUGUCAAAUUCUUUCCACUUCUAGAUUUUUAUGCAAAAUUCUAUCAAACAAUGAUUGGUGAGAAAGACGACGAUGUAUUUGAGCAAUUAGUGGCAAAAUCGAUUGGAAAUGCAUUGUAUCGAAAAUAUAAAAAUGAUUUUGUGGUUUUGCCAGUCGACUUUCUUUUGGAACGUAUGAAGAAGAGUUUUGAGGAGCAAGAGGGAGCCGAGGUUUUUAUUUUUUUGAGGAAAAAAUGAAUAUGCUAACAAAUUUCAGAUGCCGAAAGAAGAUGUUCCACCAGAAUUUUCUCAACGAACAAUCAGUUUUGAAGAAUGUUUCGAACUUUAUUCAGAGUUUUUCGAUGAAGAAUUUGAUGGAGAAUUGUUGAAAGAGGUCAAAACAGAAUUGAGAAUCUUGAAUUGCGUGAAACCAGUUAGAAAACAUCGUAAUUACUAUUGUCGUAUUUAUGUCAAACUUUAUCAUUGGAAUUGGACUCUCGAAAAACUUUUUGAUCAAAAAGUGUUGGAUGCUGCGAGACUUGCGAAUCCAUUUGUUCGUUUUUGGGAACCAGAAAAAGCUCCAUUCAAAGUUUGUUUUGCAAAAGAAUUGGAAAUCGCAUUGGAAAGUGCAAUGAAGACUCGUUAUAACAAAUCACUUCCAAAAGAUGUCAAAUUAUUCGAAAUUGAAAGCGAAGAAGAUCGAAAAAUUGGAAUUUUGCGAACUGUCGAAUAUCCGGAAUUCAAGAAAAUUUUGAGAGCUCUCAAAUUAACUGUUGAUGAUUUUCAUAUUAUUGAUGAUCAAUUCAAAUCAACAAGCAAGUUAACCGAAAUUCCAGUAAUUACACCGUAUGGAACAUAUUGUAAAUUUGCGAGAGAUUCACUUAAAGACAUUUUCGAUCAAGUUUCUUGUGGAAUGAAUUUGUUGAAAGCUGUUAGUAAGGAAAAUUAUCCAAAAAUUGUUACAUGGUUUGAGGAAUUGUUUGAUGAUGUUUUCGAUCACAAAAGGGUGGGUGAGACAAAAUAAAACAUUUCGAUUUUUUAGUUUUUCAAAAACGUGACCUCAACAUUUAAUUUCGAAUAAAAACAACACAUUUUCAAAAAUUUAUUUUCAGGAUUAUGUCUAUUUCGUCGAAACAUGGAAAACUGAUGAAAUUAUUGAUAAAGCUUAUCAAGAUCUUCAACAAUAUGCAACCGAGGUAAUUUUUUUUCCGAAAUCUCAAUCUCUAACCACAAGUCUGUUGUUUUCCAGACAGUCUACAAAAUCCCGGAUAAAUUACGAGACAUAGAAUUACCAGACUAUCAAGUUAUCAGCGAGCUUAAAAAAUUCUUUCCAAAUUUUCCAACUCAAGAAUAUAUGGAUCUCGCUAUACGACAAGUUGUUGGAAUGAUUCCAAUGAUGAAAAAACUGAAAAGCGAGACACCAUUUGCAGAACAUAAUUAUGGAAGAGAAAUGCAAUUGUAUUUUGAAUUCGCCAGUUUUUUGGCGUUUACAGCUGAUAAUAUUGUUGUUAGUUUGAUUUUUUAAAAUUAAUUCAUAGAAAUUAUUCGUUUUUGCAGUUCAAAGCAUUCAUAAUGCGUCAAGAAAGAAAAAGAGAUUGA
Messenger RNA from Caenorhabditis angaria, 2043 nucleotides. The record is from the annotation of a GenBank genome assembly. NCBI's taxonomy places the organism in Eukaryota, Metazoa, Nematoda, Chromadorea, Rhabditida, Rhabditidae.